UAAACACUCAACUAUUCGUAAAAAUGUUCAAUCAAAGUGGCUCAAUUUUUAACUGACGAUUAUACGUUAACUUUUUAAACUGUUUGCUUACAGUGUCGAUUCCCAGUCUGAUAAUCCGCUUGCAUGACUACUCAAUGACAUCAUUUGCCGUCACUUGGUUUAUAACUACAUGCAUAUCUUCAAAAAGAGGGGAUCAUAGACUCUAGAACGAGUCGACCGACAGCGUCAAUUCAAACCGUUAUUUAAUUAUCUUAAAAACAUCCUUUUCAUUCCGUAAAUUUAUGUUCUUUUCUCAAAUUACAUAUUUACUUAAUCCUUUGUAUUGCCAUUAAUGCUUUUACUACACACGCAAUUAAUGAACUGAAAUUGUGUGGCGCAUAUAUAUUUGGCGCACUCCUGUACCAAUAUAUAUGUGUUCAAAUAAAAAAUAAAAUAAACAUACCACUCUAGCAUCUUACUGUCCUAAUAGAGCGUGGCAGCUUUGACCCACAUAAGUUCCAAAUUCUACACUAUAUAAUUGACUGGGAUUUGAACCUAUUCUAAACAGAACAGGUCAAUUAAGUCUUCAUGUUCGUAAUAGAAAUAAAUAUACUAUCUCUGCUUAGAAGUCUUUAAACUAAAUGCGAAAAUCCCACUCGAUGUUUCUACUAAACAAAAGCUAUGGUUGAAAGGCUUCUAUGUUCAAAUACCAACUUCGCACGUAUCUUUUCCUCGCUAAAACCCGUCUAACAUCCGUCAAUUAGUACAGUGGAUUCACUGUCACCAAGCAUCUUAUUAGUGACAAGUUUGCAAGUGCAAAACGAGUUCUAUCUGUUUUAAGAUUUCUGCAUCAUAAAGCUAGGUUUAGUUUGAGAUAACUUCCGAUUCAACUUUUCGGGGUUUGAAUAAGUUUCUAACCAUUUACUAUACAUUAACGAGCUCUUGAUACUUGAAGCAUGUUUGGCGUUCAGAUUUUAACUCAUCACCUGUCUGGAACCGUGUUAUACAGUUCAUUAAAAUUUCUAUCAACUGGUUUAUUUCAUAAGGUUUAUUAUCAUCAUGAUUAUUUAUUAUUCCUUCAAUUCCGUAUUUGCACCCCGAAAAUUCUUCUAAGUUUUAUAGGGCAAGGUCAUGUUUUUUAAAUGAAUUUAUUGUCUAUCAACUCAUAAAACUUAUUUUCCCUCCUAGAUUCUUUAUCUGAGGAAAAAUUCGUACAAAUUUGUGGGCGAUAUUAGAUGUAUCAUUAACUGAAGUUGACUUUUCAAUUUGUUCCAAUGCCUACCUUAUCUCAAUAGUUAACUUACAUUGUUAUCUGUUGUAAUUAUAACAUAAUACAAUAAAGUGAAUAGUGACAGUGCUACCUUGUCGAUAAUGGAUACAUUAUUCAUUAGUUCAACAUUUGAUUCAUUUGAUGUUCUGUAUACGUUACUAUUUGGACUUCUUGUAUUUUGCAUUAUGGCACCGACUACAGAGUUUAUUUCUGCUGGUGUAACAUUAGAGAACUUGUUUAAUCGAUUUCUUGGUAAUGAAAGUUUAUACUUUGUACAGUAUCAUUUAAAAAGAACUGUAAUGAUACGAUUAUUUUCAUCGUCUUUGGUCUUUCUGUAUUUUGUGUUCAUGCAGUGUUUGUCCAAAAAUGUAGCGAUUUCUGCUCCAAAUAUUUCAUUUCCAUUUACAAUUUGGGAUGUAAUUUUAUGGAUUGGCAUAGGCAGUCUAUCUGUCAUUGGGUCACAUACUUAUCUAGUUUGGUAUGGAUCUGGUACAUGGUAUGGCCACCCAACAAUUUUAUCAUUGAAACGGAUUAUUAUGGAAUCACUACCUGAUUCACAAUUGUCAUCUUCAGCCACAGCAUCAUCAUCCUUGUCAAAUGGCGCAUUUAGUGUCGCUAUAAAAGCUUUGAUAUCUUCAAUAAAUUCUGAAUAUCAACGUUCUGAUAAAUUCGUAGCAGGUCAAGGAAGUUUAUCAACAAAUUGGUCAGGUCGACGAUUUGUUAUCACAGAUUCAUGGAUUUUAACUUCACGUUUUACUGAAUUCAAAAUACUUAAACAAUCUUCGGAAAAUAUGUUAGCUGUUGUUGUUUCAGCAUUUUCAGUGCUGGACCCAAGCUCUCUAACUCAAGGUGGUCAACCUGACGGAGAAAGUCUCGGUGUGCAAACAAUUGUAACAGUGAGAUUUAUACGUACAGAUACAGGAGUGUGUUUGCUUAGUUUUGGAUUGCCAGCAUCAAAUUUAGAUGAGUUACGCAGUAAACUACGUUUCCCUUUAAUACAAGCACAAGGUGUACAAUUAGAGCCAACAAUUAUUCAAAGAUUUAUUGAAGCAUUUACACAAGUAGUUGAUGAAAAUCAACCGGUAAACCUACCAGCUGGCUAUGAGUUGGAACAGUGCAUUGGGUGUAUGGUACAACAAGUUAAUGUCACUUUAAAUCGUCAAUGCGAAAGUUCACUCACCCCUUCUUCAUCAUCAGCAGCAAUUAAUAGUAAUCAAUCAUUAGAUAGUAAUCAAUGCGGUAUAUGUUAUUGUAGACCAUUAUGGUGUUUAGAAUGUUUAGCACGUUGGUUUGCUUCAAGACAAACAAAUAUGCGGUGUCCACCAACUCAAUGGCUUUCUGGACGUGUACCUUGUCCAACAUGUCGUACAUAUUUUUGUGCUCGUGAUGUCUCACGACUUAUUAUUUCUCAUCGACAAUUGGACUGAAAUCUGUUGUAUUUAACAGGUAACAUCAGAAAAUGUGAUUCAUUUGUGAUACCAAUCGGUUUUUCCCUUUUCCUACACUUGAACAAUUCAAACAUAUAUAUAUAUAUAUAUAUAUAUAUAUAUAUAUAUAUAUAUAUAUAUAUAUAUAUGCUCUGUCCUACCGUCUUUCUACCUGUCCUUCAAAUGACUUGCUCUUGAUUAUUUUGUUACCUCAGUAACUAUUGAGUAAAAACUGGUUUCUUUAUCGUCUCCCAUCCUAUUGGGGUGUUCUUUCCUUCAUUCUCGUUUUUGGUAUCUUAUUUUGUUCCUAAUUUUUUAUAAUUCCUAACAUGUUUGUAGUGUAUAGUGGGUUAAACAAGUUGUGUAUAAUAAAUUGAUUACAAAAGCA
Schistosoma intercalatum is the source of this 3064-nucleotide messenger RNA. NCBI's taxonomy places the organism in Eukaryota, Metazoa, Platyhelminthes, Trematoda, Strigeidida, Schistosomatidae. The record is from the annotation of a GenBank genome assembly.